Molecule: messenger RNA, 3355 nt
Organism: Pipra filicauda (Wire-tailed manakin)
Lineage: Eukaryota; Metazoa; Chordata; Aves; Passeriformes; Pipridae
Product: mothers against decapentaplegic homolog 6-like
Exons: 3
Coding region: 1310-2518 (402 amino acids)
Biological process (GO): BMP signaling pathway; transforming growth factor beta receptor signaling pathway; anatomical structure morphogenesis
Cellular component (GO): heteromeric SMAD protein complex
Molecular function (GO): transcription regulator inhibitor activity; I-SMAD binding
Source: RefSeq, a predicted model, not a curated record
GUGUGUGUGUGCGUGCGCGCGUGUGCGUCCUCAAACCUUCCAACCCUCGCUCUGAGUAGCACCAAGGCACCCCAGCCCACCCCUCACCCCUGCCCAGGGCUGAAGGUCCCCACGUCCCCUGGGGCCAGGAGGCAGGAGUGGGAAGCUGGGGCUCUCCAGUAUCUCCCGCUUCCCCUCUCCGUCCUCUCCAGCCAUUUCAUGUCCCAGUCCUGUGCUGCCAAGAGUCUGCAGGAAGCAGCAGGAGCAAAGUGUCUCCAAUGGGCCCAGCCUGGCUGGGAGCUGCAUCAAAGGUCAUGGCUGGUGGCACUGGGGCCUGGCUGUGGGGGUGGCUGUGGGUCCCUGAGCCCAUUCUGCCCAAUGCUCCUUGUGCUGGUGCCUGCACAGGGAAGGCUCUGCACACCCCGUCCUCGUCCUCAGCGGCAGCACUGGCGCCAGUGUGGCCUCCCUUAUCUCAGCGGGAAGUCAGGAGCAGGAAGCCUGGCCCAGCAUGGGAUAAGGGUCCCGUUUACAUUAGCUCUUCUGUUGUGGAGCAGGCUCCCACCCUCACCCAGCGCCCACAGUGGGGGGCCCUGGUCGGGCCGAGGGCUAUGGGAAGGCAGGGACCCCUACCCAAGGUGCCACAAGGGGCUUAGGCGGUCCUUACAACCCCCAUGUGGACAUGAGUGGGAACAGGGUCUGCAAGGAUGGUGCCCUGCUGCUGUGCCACAUGACUUCCCCCUGCCCAGAUCAGCUCCUCCAGCCGGACCCUGCCCCAUGGGUGUGAACUGGUGUGGUCUGUGCUGCUGUCUGGGCUCCUAGCUGUGCCCAGCUGCCUUGGUAGCUCUGUGCUGGGCAUCCCUGACCACUGGAGCCCACACGUCUGGUGCCUGCCCUGUCCUGGUGUGGUGGCCCUGGCCGUGGUUCAGCCUCGGAGCUGGCCGGGAGGGGGCGAAUCAAUGAAUUCCCCAAACAGGGAGGUCCGGGGGAGGGGAGAGCAUCCCGGCACAGGAAAAAGUGCGGGCAGUGACGCACGGCUGUCAGAGCAGUGCCGGCCGCCCUGAGAGCACAGCCCUAUGCGCCGCCCCGGAGCCUCGCGCCCUCCUGCGCCACCCACCGUGAGUGAGACCCCUUUCCCCAGGGACCCCUUACCCAGCCCCAUGGUGGGGCCACAGGGGAGUGGGCGGGUGCUGUGGGCAGGGGCACGUGGACCGUCAGCACAGGCAGAUUCCCCAGCAGUGAGGGGUUGGUUUUGGAGUCAUGUCUGAUAUGAUCUCCGGGAUGCCAGUACCCCUCGAAGUGGCACCGUGCCCUCGCGGUGGGGACGGCAGCAAUGUGGGGCACAGGCAGCGGCAAAUCCAGGCAAAGCAGCCUCGUGAGAGGACACAGGAGGAUGCAGCAGGUCCCCACCAGGACCCCCUGCAGCCACAGCGCUCUUGCGGGAGGUGACGGAGGUGACGCCUGUCCCUGUCCUGCAGGUGGUCCCCACUGCCGCCCCAUGUUCCGCUCACGCCGCACGGGGCUCGUGCGGCGGCUGUGGCGGCAGCGCUGUGCAACAGCGGGCCCCGAGGACGGCCCCAGCACCCUCAAACCAGCAGCUCAUGCCCUCUUCAAGAAGCUGAAGGAUGAGGAUCUGGAGCUGCUGGUGCUGGCAGUGGAGAGCCGGGGCGCUUGGGAGUCCAGCUGUGUUUGGGCACCACGGGGGGAUGCGCGAGGGGCCAAGCAGGGGCUCCCCCCUCAAGUCCUGCUCUGCCGCCUCUUCCGCUGGCCCGACGUUCACCAGCCCCAUGAGCUCAAGCACCUCUGCUACUGUGCUGGGCACCGGGGGGUCUGCGGGGACUUGGCUGCACUCUGCUGCAACCCCCACCACUUCAGCCGCCUGGCUGUACCUGAGACCCCACCACCCUCCUACUCGAAGGCAUCCUGUGGUCCCUCCUGGCCAGACGAGCCCCAGCACCCUGGCACUCAGCUCCUAGAGUUCAGCUGCAAAGGUGGGGACUGGCACGACACCAGCCUCUCACAGAGCACCAUCAAGGAUGGCUGCUGGUGCAAACUGGCUUACUGGGAGCACCGGACACGUGUGGGCCGCCUCUACGCCGUGCACGAAGCAUCAGUGAAUGUCUUCUGUGAGCUGCCAUGGGGCAGCGGGUUCUGUCUGGCCCAGCUGCCGGCUGCCCACCGCAGCCGUGCUGUCCGGCGGGCACGUGGCAAGAUCGGCCGGGGGCUGCUGCUGAGCCGGGAGCCAGGCGGCAUCUGGGCCUACAAUCGCAGCAAGCACCCCAUCUUCGUCAGCUCGCCCACCUUGAGCCCCCCCGGGGCCCGCAGGCUCACUGUCCUCAAGGUGCUGCCUGGCUACUCGGCAAAGGUGUUUGACUAUGAGCAGGUGGGGGGCAAAGGGGGCUGGCGGCUCCCCGGGGAGGGGCCCUCCGACCCCCACAGCAUCCGCAUCAGCUUUGCCAAGGGCUGGGGACCCUGCUACUCCCGGCAGUUCAUCACCUCGUGCCCGUGCUGGCUCGAGGUCCUGCUGAACCAGCUGUGCUAAGGGGCUGGGGCCUGUGGGGGGAUGUCAGGGAGCUCGCCCAGAGCAGGUGCACAAGCCAGGGGGCCCCUCCACCACUCUCCAGCCUUUGUCUUCCAGGGCUGUGCUGUAGCAGGACUGUCCUGACUCUGGGGACCCUCUGCCCUAGCCCUGAGGGGCAGUGCCCCCUGUGCCUGGCUCACCACCCUGCCAGCACCUGCUGCCCCCAACCAUGGGGCUCUCAGUGACACGAGGAGCUAUUUAACGUAUUCUUUUAAUUUUAUUACUUUAAUAGUUAAAUAUAUAUUAAUUUAUCUAUUUUUGCAAAACAAACCAAGGUGUGAGGCAGGAGUCCCCGCAGGCCAGGCCAGGCCUUGGGAGGUGGCAGCCAGGGCAGAAUGGGCUGGGGGGAGCAGGAGAGAAGGGAGGUGGGACAGAGUGGGGGGCAGGAGGUGGGCUGUGGGCCUGCCUGGAUGUCACAGCAAGCGAGGGGAAAGAAAAUGAACUGUCACUGCUGGGGUGGAGUGGGGCCAUGAGUACAGCUGGGAUAUGGGGCAGGUGGAUGGGUGUGGGGCAAGUUAGCACAGCUGGAGAGUGGGGCAGGUUAGAACAGCUGGAUGAGUGUGGGGCAGGUGCUGGGGCAGGUGAGCACAGCUGGAGCGAAUGGGGGGGCAGGUCAGCACCCCUGGGGUGGAGGUCGGUGCAAAGUCUCCCAAGGUGGGGUUGCCAGGCCCCGGGCGGUCCUUCAGCCGUGGCAGCGCAGGGACGCCCCGGGCGAGUGCAGCUGCGGGGGUCCCCGAUUUCCCAUGCCGCGUCUGCUGUUUUUAACCCCAAUAAACGGUGCCGCCGGCACCAAGAGAC